AUGUCUCUGGCCUCUUGGUUCAGGUGGAGCGAGCCCCAUGGCAGGCCCUCCCCGAGGAACCCGGCUGAGAUGAUGUCUGACACGCUCAUGGUUGAGCUCAGCUGGCAGAUCAAGCAAGCUGAGAAACAGCAGCGAGAAAGGGAAAACAAAUAUAGGAAGAUCCAAACAGGUGUGGACUACAGCUGGCUGGUCAACCAGCCCAAGAACUCCUACGACAUCAGCCCAGGUGAACGGCUCCAGCUAGAGGACGCGUGCACCAAGAUCCAUCCUUCUUAUUGUGGCCCCAUCAUCCUCAGGUUCCGGCAGCUGAUUGCUGAGUAUGAGCCGGAAGUCCAGGAGCUGUCCCGGCUCUUUCACUCCGUCUUGCAAGAGGUGUUGGAGAAAAUGAAAGAGGAUGAGGAAGCCAAGAAGCUGACAAAACAGUGGAACACCAGACCCCGCACCAGCCUGUCUCUGACCUCCUUUAAGGGCCGCUCUCGGAUCUUCCCCUUCGCCAGCGACAUCAAGACCAUCUCAGAGGAUGUGGAGAGGGGCACGGACCCCGGGCAUAGGGUCUGGAGCUUGCCCGAGUUCCAGAUGCACAAGAAUGACUGACUGGGCAAAGGCGAGUGCCUCCUUAGCCCGUGGUGGUAGUCGUUCUCCAGCCUGGAUAUCCCCUUAGUCAGUCCUUCCCUUUACCUACCCAUCUCUGCCUCAGACCUUCCCCCAUCCCUAGGUCUAGAGGGAUAGUUGAUGCCCUAAGACCCGCUGUUGAGUCCUAAAGCCUUGGGCU
Messenger RNA from Ornithorhynchus anatinus (platypus), 772 nucleotides. It is a transcript of the gene RD3, whose product is annotated as RD3 regulator of GUCY2D. The transcript has 2 exons. Bases 1 to 594 code for a protein of 197 amino acids. The record is from RefSeq and is a predicted model, not a curated record. Lineage: Eukaryota; Metazoa; Chordata; Mammalia; Monotremata; Ornithorhynchidae.